UGAUUUGCAUGCAUCUCCUUAUUUUCAAAAGUGACAUAGUAUUCUCAGUCGAUGGUUCUUACAAAUGGCAUUUAAGGGUAUGUACAAUGAAAGGGUCAAUUUUAAGACUUCUCUAACUCUCUGCUUAACAUCUCUGUUAAUGGCCUUCCUGGUGUUAGAGAUUUGUUUAAUGAUCAAUAGUGGUUUUUAUUUCUGGCCACUGAGUCUUUCAGAAAGUGGCAUACCAAGUAAAUGUUUAACUGGAUUCUUUGGGUCUGGAAUGGCCAAGUAGGGGUUGAAGGGAAGUAUCCAUGGAAACAAGCCUUCCAGGAAGUGGCCAGAGGGAUUAGUGCAUGGUGAAAUACAGCUAGAAAGAUGCCAUGAAGGAAAUGACUGCUUUGUAAAGCUGGAGAAACUUAGAGAAAAGCUUCUGAAAUACCUUGAUUAAAACAAGCUACAUUAAAGGCUCCAAAACCAUUUCCAUCAUGGUUUUCUUUUGAAUGUCUUUAAGGUGAAAUGGGCCUGGGCCACUCUAAGGCUCACCCUAGGGUGACCAAAGUAGCACCUCUACAAAACAAAGGGGAAGAGACUCCCUCAGCCUGCCCUGUGGACUUUGCAUUCAGUCAGAAUCUGGAAGAAAAGAGUCUGUAUUCCUUCUCAACACUGCAGGACCGAACUAAAGCUUUGGAAGGGCAGCUGCCGCCUCUACGAGAGACUUGGUAUGGAAGAUAUUCUGCAGUGCCCAGGGCCAUGUAUUUUGACAUCCCACUGGAAAAGAGAGAAACAAGUAUUAUUAAAAGGCAUCCACCCCGAAGACUUCAAAAGCUUGAACCCAUUGACCUGCCACAAGUAAUUACUUCUGAAAGGCUCCUGAGCCAGCAAGAAGCUAGGACAACACACAAAGCAAAGGAACUGGAAAAGAAGAUGCAAACACCAACAUGUAUUUCUGGGAAAAGACAAUAUUUACAUAAGAUGCAAAUGCUGGAAAUGAACCGUAAAAGACAAGAGGCUCAAAUGGAAUUGAAGAAAAAUCUUCACAGGGAGGCAAGAAUAAAUAAGCAAAAACUAAGGGAGCAUAAAGCCAAGAAAAUUCUUCAAAGCCCAAGGGAUGAGGACCAUGAUCUUCUGACCUGGUUACCUGAUGAAACAGAGAACAGAAGUCCAGGAAAUUCAUGGAAUGCAGAAUUAUUAGGCCAUCAAGCAGGGAAUGACUAUUGUCCCCGAAAAAUUGGCAAAAUUGAAACAUGGCUCCGUGAACAAGAGACUCAGGGACAGCUUUUCUGGGAUGGUUCUAGCUCUGACUCAGAUGAGUCGGGCAAAAAUGAGAAGAAACCACGAGCACUGGUGAGGACCAGGACAGAGAGAAUCCCACUUUUUGAUGAGUUUUUUGAUCAGGAAUAAGAAUGUUAUUCAUUAAUCUCAUACUGAGCGCAUCGAAGCUUUUCUUUCCUGUAAAAAUUCUCCAAGUUGGUAUAUGAAUUAUUCUGAGGAAACCAACUCACUUUCUUUAGUAAAAGGAAAUGAUAUUAUUUGGAUUCUCAUGGUUUACAUGUUUGUCAUAUGUUCUGUUACCUAUUGCUGCAUAAAUUCUUCAAAAUUUAGAGGCUUAAAC
This is a messenger RNA of Loxodonta africana (African savanna elephant), 1591 nucleotides long. RefSeq names its product coiled-coil domain containing 198 (gene CCDC198). The transcript is spliced from 6 exons. NCBI's taxonomy places the organism in Eukaryota, Metazoa, Chordata, Mammalia, Proboscidea, Elephantidae. Bases 496 to 1380 code for a protein of 294 amino acids. The record is from RefSeq and is a predicted model, not a curated record.